Molecule: messenger RNA, 2193 nt
Organism: Harpegnathos saltator (Jerdon's jumping ant)
Lineage: Eukaryota; Metazoa; Arthropoda; Insecta; Hymenoptera; Formicidae
Gene: eRF3
Product: eukaryotic translation release factor 3
Exons: 7
Coding region: 263-2098 (611 amino acids)
Biological process (GO): translational termination; nuclear-transcribed mRNA catabolic process, deadenylation-dependent decay
Molecular function (GO): GTP binding; GTPase activity; translation release factor activity
Source: RefSeq, a predicted model, not a curated record
AGCAGCAGCAGCAGACCACGGGGGACGCACGCACGCACGCGGAGUAGCGGAUACGCGCGUGUACGCGAAGUGUACGCGAAGUGUGCGACAAAUAACUAUUUUUUUAAACCCGUCCCUCGGCUCGGUUCCCCCCGGUGUCCGGAUCAGCGCGCAGCGUGUGUUGCGACGUGUCCCGUAGCGCGUGUUACAACCGAGGAAUAUAUUAAUUUAACCCAGUCGCGGCCGGCUGUCGUGCGUGCCGAAACACAAACCCGAUUAUAAUAUGGCGAACAGCAUAGCACCGGACUCGUGGGAACAGCAGGCGGACAACAACGGCGACAUCGUCGCGGGACCGCCGCCGUCGGCGCAGGACAGCAAGUCCACCUCCAUCGAGAGCAAAUUCUCCACUCUCAACGUGAACGCCGCGGAAUUCGUGCCUUCCUUCUGCAUCAAUUCGUCGCCGCAGAACAACACCGCGACGGCGACCGACAGCACCUGCAAUGUCGCCGCCGCCGUGAUGAAUACCGUAACCACCACCUCCAUGCCUGCCGAGAUACAUCAUGGAAAUUCUACUCCUGUUGUUCUAUCAGAUCCAAUUGGAAGUCGAGUUGAGGAACCUCCUGCUGGAGGAGGGGCACCACCUCCGAAUGUUAACGACCAACUAAAUACCAGUCCAGAGCAUCAGCCUGCGGACUCUUGGGAAGAAGCAGCAGUAGAUGGCGAUCCUUUGCUCACUCCUGAAAAUGAAGAAGCUGAUAAUGAGGAGGAUGAAGAACUGGUUGUUAAAGUACCUAAAAAGAAACCUGUCAAAGUAGCGGAAGACACUAAAAGCAAAAAGGAACACGUUAACGUUGUUUUCAUAGGUCACGUGGACGCUGGGAAAUCAACUAUCGGAGGCCAAAUUAUGGCGCUUACGGGGAUGGUGGACAAACGCACCUUAGAGAAAUACGAACGGGAGGCGAAGGAAAGAAGUCGAGAAACAUGGUACUUAAGUUGGGCGCUGGAUACAAAUCAGGAAGAGAGAGAGAAAGGCAAAACAGUGGAAGUAGGUAGAGCGUACUUCGAGACGGAACGAAAGCAUUUUACGAUAUUAGAUGCUCCCGGCCAUAAAAGCUUCGUGCCCAACAUGAUCGGCGGUGCGGCGCAGGCCGAUCUAGCUGUCCUUGUUAUUUCUGCAAGAAAAGGCGAAUUCGAGACUGGCUUCGACAGAGGGGGUCAAACGAGAGAACACGCUAUGCUUGCCAAAACUGCAGGCGUCAAACAUCUGGUUGUGUUAGUUAAUAAGAUGGAUGACCCUACUGUCGAGUGGGACGAAGGACGAUACAAUGAAUGCAGGGAUAAGAUACUGCCAUAUCUUCGUAAAUUAGGAUUCAAUCCUGCGAAAGAUCUUACGUUCAUGCCGGUCUCUGGACAGCUCGGUAUUGGCCUAAAGGAUCCGAUACCAGAGCAUCUGUGUAAUUGGUACAGCGGCCCGCCAUUUAUACCGUUUAUCGAUUCGUUACCUUCGCUCAAUCGCAAGAGCAAUGGACCCUUCAUUAUGCCGAUUGUCGACAAAUACAAGGACAUGGGGACAGUAGUUAUGGGCAAGGUCGAAGCGGGAGAAGCCAAAAAGGGACAGUCGUUGCUCGUCAUGCCGAAUAGGACGGCUGUGACGGUAGAUCAGUUAUGGUCGGAUGAUGAAGAAGUAACGUCAGUCGGACCCGGUGAAAACGUGAAAAUCAAGCUGAAGGGUAUCGAAGAAGAAGACGUGAGUCCUGGAUUUGUCCUUUGCGACAGCAACAAUCCAAUUAAAACUGGAAAGGUUUUUGACGCGCAAGUUGUGAUACUGGAACAUAAAAGUAUUAUUUGCGCGGGAUAUAGCGCAGUCAUGCAUAUUCAUUGCGCCGCGGAGGAAGUCACGGUGAAGGCACUGAUUUGUCUGGUGGACAAGAAAACAGGCGAUAAAAGUAAAACGAGGCCGAGGUUCGUUAAACAGGAUCAGGUGGCUAUAAUGAGAAUCGAAUGCGCGGGUGUAAUAUGUCUUGAAAGAUUCAAAUUAUUCCCGCAAAUGGGCCGCUUCACUCUUAGGGAUGAAAAUAAGACUAUCGCAAUUGGCAAGGUGCUGAAGGUCGUGGAAUAAGAAUCUUGCUUAAAUGUUAUGACGGGUGGAUAAUGAAAAAAAAAAAAGAAUGAUCAUUAUUUCAAUGUGACGAAUAAAUGACGAUGCAAGGCGAA